Molecule: messenger RNA, 4356 nt
Organism: Plodia interpunctella (Indianmeal moth)
Lineage: Eukaryota; Metazoa; Arthropoda; Insecta; Lepidoptera; Pyralidae
Exons: 5
Coding region: 79-519 (146 amino acids)
Source: RefSeq, a predicted model, not a curated record
UUUUAGUUUCAGGUCGGUCUCCUAAUCCGUGUGUGACUUUUUACGUUUAUUUUUUUAAUUUCUGAGCGAAAUUAUAAAAUGUAUACUGUCUCAAAAGGACCUAACAAGAUAUUUGCUAAAACUCGCAGAGGCCUAUCACAGAACUUAGAAAGACUAGAUAGUCGUAAGGAUCAUAGCCGAAAGUCCUCAGAAUCAGAUAAUGGAGAAAUUAUCAAUAUGCCCAAACCAGUGUUUCAUUCCAAUGGAAAAAAGACAAUCCAUCAGAGGAUACAGCACCAUGUGAUAACACCGCAGCAUGAAGAAAUCAUUAGAUAUAUAAGUGAAACUUGGACACAAACAGCAUAUGGCGACAGUGAACCAACAACACCUACAAGUACAAUUGGUCCGGGCAGCUCGUCGCCCGCGCCGGGGCUGUACUACCGGGAGGCGCCGAGCGCGGCGCUGCGCGACUUCACGCCCUUCGACCUCGAGACGUGGUGGGGCAAGCGGCUCUUCCAGAACAUCACCAACUCCCUCUGAGCCCCGGCGUCCAGCCGCAAUGGUACAUAGCCAGCGGUAGCGUAAGUCACAAUCAUCUGCAGUUUACUAAGUUUUCUACAAAUUUUAUAUGCUAUUUGUAUUUAUGAAUCGUUAAAAAUGUAAUAGAAUGAGUGAGACCAGGGUCUCAAAAAUAUGAUAAGUGUAACAUUUUCAAAGUGUAAAUACAUUAAAACUUAUUUGGGUGUAUUAAACCGGUCUAGUAAAAUAUUCUUAAUUUCUUUUAAUGCAAUACAUAUGCCAUAAACAUAUGUUAAUAUGUUUAUGGCAUAUGUAUUGCAGUUGGCAGUUGAAAACUUUUACUUGGUGUUACAGUUUAUUUCUGCAAUAAUUGAGACAGAAAUGAAAAUUUGUAUUCAAAACACUGUAUUCGGAUACCACGUCCAAGUCCCUGGUGAGAAAUCAUUCGUAUUUAUAAGUGUAUAAAAUGAUAAAAUAAUGAUGACAGAGAAACAACCUUUUCCAAAAUAAUAUCGCGCCUUUUCUGUAGUAAAAUGUUGCAACAUUUGUUCAGAUAUCUACGAUUUAACGAGAUGUAAUGAACAUUCCCAAUUUUCUAAUUUAAAAAGAAAUUGGAAGCUCUUAAAAUUUUGGUCAUAUUUUCUCGACCAUGCCAAUUAAUUAGUUUAUAUUGUCGUAAUUAUCGUCGUAUCGUAUAUUUUAUUCGAGAAAUAAAAAAAAUACAUAAAAUAGGUUUAUGAGUUGUAAUAAUUGAAAGUUCACAUUAGUUGUGACCUAUUUCAGAUUGUAAUCGAUUGGUUUCUAAGUUCCUCCAAUAUUAUUUUAUUAACUUAUAUUGUUGAUAUAUCAUAAUAUAAUGAAAUAGGUAAUUUAAAAUUUGUUACCCUAUAUACAAAGUCCAUACAAGGAACAGACACAACACUAAGACAGCUCGACUGUUAUCAUAUUUUUAUGUCAAUUUUAUCUCAAACACCGUUCAAUUAUGCUGAUAGACUCAAAACAUUUUACACUACAUAUAGUUAUAGUUACAUUUUAAGAAACAUUGCAACAACAAAAAUUAUGUCUACACAAGUUUUUUUAUUAGCAAUUUGUUAAUUAUGUUGCCUGAAUACAUAAGUUCCUUAUUGAUCGUUAAAUGUUUAGAUAUUUUAUACUUAGAUUACAGUUAUUGAAUUUUAAUCAUGUCUAAUACGAUUUUUCAUAAUUAUAUAUUUCAAAAAUACAUUAUUUUCUGUAAUAUAUAUAUAGGUAUAUUAUAAUAUUACACGGUCAGUGGUACAGCCAAGCUGGUGUUCACUUAUCAUAUAUAUGGCAUAUUAUUAUUAUUUUGAAGCAGCGAUAUUAUCUUAGUUGUAUAAAUAUUAGUAACCUACAGUUGAUUGUGGAUCUCAGUAGUUACGUCAUAUCAUAAGUAAAAAUUUCCAUAAGCUCAAUUCUUUUUGCGAUUAUAAUUUGUUAGAACCAAUAUUCUCUAAGAUGGUUUUGUUGAAUGAAUGUUAUUAUUUGUUUUUUGUUGUUAUAGUUUCAAAUAUUUCGAAAGUAUAAUUUAAACCAAAGAAUGCAAUUUAAAAAUACAUAAAUUGUGCACAAUAUAUAUCCAAAUUUAGCCAAUAUUGCCAAAUUUUUGAUAUUGUAGGUACUAUACUUAUGAUAAAAUGUCUUAAAACCGGCCAGGUGCGAAUUGGAUUCGCGCACGGAGAGUUCCAUAAAAUUAGUAUUUCUCGUUAUGCUCUGUUUAUGGUUUGCAGAUUUUUUCCUUUAUCUAUAUUAAAAACCUUUAUUUUUACCACAUUUCUUGAUUCUAGGUCAACAUAGAAGUUUUGAUUUCCUUGUGAAAGAAAUCGCAAAAGUUGCGACGUAAAAGGUCGUAUCAUUCGAUCGGGUUUGACUUACAAGUUAUAUAAAUUUCAACUAAUUCCUCUACGCGUUAUUGAGGAAAAGGGUCUUGACAUACAGAUAGAAAAAAGUUAUCCUAUAAGGAAAGACCUAAUGAUAUUUGUUGUCGGCUUUUCAUAAAAUUGGUGUUCCAUACUUGCUGUUGUGACGUCACUUUAAUAAUGAUUAAAACAUCAAUCUUAAUUAUACAGCUUAGCAAAAUAAAUUGUACACGUUAUUGUAGUUGGAGAUGAAAAUACAUACAUUAUGUAUAUAUUUUUUCUUCAGUAAGUAUAUUUUUUUAUAAUGCUGAACGAGCAAAGUUAAGCAUAAACAAUUUUAUAUUCUACGCACAUUUUUACAUAUGGCAUUAUUACUUUUUUCCUUCCCUCCUCUUAAUUUUUUUAUUAUGAAUAUUUCCCUGAUUAAUAUGCAUGUCUUACUGUAAUAAUAAAAUGUUAUCACGAAAAAAGGAAAACGGUGUAACACAGAGUGCCUCAGCAAUAGUCAAAUUUAUUGUAAGUGGUUUUUUAUAUUUAAUUAAAUGUCCUGAAGAUCUGGCUUUGUGAUAGGUCAUAAAUCAUAUACUUAAAAAUAUAUUUAGUGAUAGUAAUAGCCUGAAUUUUAUCAAUCAUCACAGCGAAUACUGUCGCCUUUAUUAUAUACAUAAUGAUAUAUAGUUUUCCAUUUAAUUUUCCUAUUUUAAAUCAGUAUUGUGAAGUUAGAAAUAUUAAUUUAAAUUGAGUAGUUAUAGCACCCCCAGGAGCGAUAGGUAUACUUCUUUUUCAUUUCAAUACGAAGUCCUUUAUCUCAUGUCAUCGUGUAAAAAAAUUGAGCAAUUUAUCUAGGACUGAUCGUAUCAAGAAUAGGGAAAUAGGUAUGCCAACGAUAAGAUCAAAUAAAAUAUCAAUGUAAAACUUGUAUUUUCCGUAGUUAUCGGACUAAUGCGAUAUAAUUUGUGGAAAUUAAUUGUCAGUUGGCAACACCGAUUGGUCAUGUUUAUCAGCCAGUCGCGUUAAAUAACUUUUAAAUAUAUGACCAAUCACAAUCAAUUAUGUUAUUAAAACUAAAUUGUUCUAAAUUAUUGAAAAAUCGUAUUCCAUUCUCACCGAUUGUUAGUAUUGUGGUCUCCGUUCUACAGUUGGGAAUAUAUUGAACGGCGUAUUUAAUUGGGUUGUAUCUGCUUCGGAAGUCAUCUACCGAAAGAGAUGGGUAGAUAGCGGUUACUUUUGCUGUUUACUCAUAACCAAUUUACAAGCCUGUUAAGUUAUAAAAUAAAAGUUGCUGUUACAUGUUAUAGCUUCUAAAUAAUGUCUUCCAGAAUGCAUCAUUGUAAUUAUGAUCUUUAGAAUAUUGGUUUUUGUUUUUACAAUCAACCAACGCUAUAUUUUAUCGCCACUUUGGGGCUACUGUAAGUGAUAUAUUAACAACAUUGAUAUAAAAAUAGUAAGAAAAGAUUUAGAUUUUUUACAUUUUUAAAAUCUUUUGUUGAAAUAAAUAUAACAUCUUAACAAAAUACUAAACAUUACGUUUGUUGAAAUAUAAAAAAGUGUUCUAUAAAUGUUUCCAAAUCAUUUACAGUAGAUCCUAUUUAAAUAGUUCAGUACUAAUUCAGAAUAAUUUGUCAUUUUGUACAGUCAACAGCUCAUCAAGUUACCCUGCAUGAAUCUAUGGCGCGGUAAUAGCGACGAGUUUGCAAUGAAUAGGGUAGGUUGAUGUGGUGUUGACUAUACAUAGCUAAAGCUAAACAAAACACAUUUUAGCUGUUAUUAGAUUUGCAAAUAUAUUGAAAUAAUGAGCAAGUGUACAAUACAAACCAAAAUGUUUUGCAAGCAAUAACUGCACGAAUAUAGUAUAGUUUUUAUCCUUUUAGAUGAAAUAUUCGAGUCAUAGUAGUUAAAAUCGCAGGAGAAUAUUUUUAGACUGAUUUAGUUGUAAAAGUUAUGCUUUUUGUUGUAGUUGAAUAAACCGUCUGACAACGUU